AUGGCAGAAGAAGAGAAGGAUAGAUUGCUUCCGGUAGCGAACGUGUGGAGGAUGAUGAAGAAGAUCCUACCCCCAAACGCCAAGAUCUCUAAAGAAGCCAAACAGACAAUGCAAGAAUGUGCAUCGGAGUUCAUUUGCUUUGUUACCGGUGAGGCAUCGGACCGGUGCCACAAGGAGAACCGGAAGACGGUGAAUGGAGACGACAUCUGCUGGGCACUCAGCUCCCUCGGAUUCGAUAACUACUCGGACACUAUGCUCACCUACUUGCACAGAUUCAGGGAGAUUGAGACACAGAGGGCUAACCAACAAAGCUAA
This is a messenger RNA of Salvia splendens (bonfire salvia), 315 nucleotides long. RefSeq names its product nuclear transcription factor Y subunit B-5. The record is from RefSeq and is a predicted model, not a curated record. Gene Ontology annotation, biological process: regulation of transcription by RNA polymerase II. The transcript has a single exon. Gene Ontology annotation, cellular component: CCAAT-binding factor complex. Bases 1 to 315 code for a protein of 104 amino acids. Gene Ontology annotation, molecular function: protein heterodimerization activity; DNA-binding transcription activator activity, RNA polymerase II-specific; RNA polymerase II cis-regulatory region sequence-specific DNA binding. Lineage: Eukaryota; Viridiplantae; Streptophyta; Magnoliopsida; Lamiales; Lamiaceae.